Fomitopsis serialis is the source of this 399-nucleotide messenger RNA. RefSeq lists its product as uncharacterized. The transcript has 4 exons. Gene Ontology annotation, biological process: mitochondrial respiratory chain complex IV assembly. The coding region runs from base 1 to 399 and encodes 132 amino acids. The record is from RefSeq and is a predicted model, not a curated record. Lineage: Eukaryota; Fungi; Basidiomycota; Agaricomycetes; Polyporales; Fomitopsidaceae. Gene Ontology annotation, cellular component: mitochondrion; mitochondrial inner membrane.
AUGGCCGACCCGAACUCACAACCCGCCUCCAGCACCCCAAGCUCCUCAUCCUCGCCGAAGAAGAUCGCCUUCCAGACAGACACGACGGGGAGCUACUGGACCGACGUCAAGGAGGCCGUCACGAAGAUCGGGGAGAUACCCUGCGCGCGAAGCAGCCUCUUGAGCGGGAUCGCGAGCGGCGCGGGCGUAGGCGUCAUCCGCGGACUCAGUGCAGGUCCGUUCGUAGCGUCGAAUUGGGCGGUGGGGACGUUCAUGGCGGUCACGCUCGGUACAUGGACGAUCUGUAGGAGGUCGAGGGACGAGGAGCGGAGGCGGAUCCAGCAGGUCGUCGAGCAGAUUCCGAGGCGAUUCGCGAAGCAGCAACAGGAGACGUCAUCGUCCAAUGAGCAGAGCAAGUAA